Molecule: messenger RNA, 1518 nt
Organism: Adineta ricciae
Lineage: Eukaryota; Metazoa; Rotifera; Eurotatoria; Adinetida; Adinetidae
Source: the annotation of a GenBank genome assembly
AUGUCGACGGAUCAAGGUGGUUCAGCAUCAACAAACAACACUAAUGCAGCUUUUCAAGCUGGGCGUCCGAGUGCGGAUAGUCUUGGACACGGUUUUGAUAAUCAGAUGCAUAUGUUUACAAUGAAACCACAUCAAAAUCAACAACAACAACAUCAACAACAACAGGCUAUGGCAUCACCAGUCACAGGAACAAUUUAUACAGGUCCACCAGCGAAAUAUUUGAACAAUAACAACGGUUAUAUGAGACCGAUGUUAAAUCAACAAAAGCAUUCCGCUUACAAUGGCGCCUCGAUGCAUCAUCAUCAACAGCAACAACAACAACAACAACAACAGCAACAACGUCGACAGAAUAGCAAUGGAGUCGAUAAUGCAACGAAUGAUUCUGUCAAUAAAAGAAAAGUUUUUGUUGGUGGCUUAAGUCCAGAUACAAAGAUAGAACAUCUUCGUGACUAUUUUUCCAAUUUUGGUACUGUCGAAAGUGCAACUGUUAAAUACGAUAAAUUUGGCCGUUCAAAAGGCUUUGGUUUUGUUCUUUUCGACGAUCCGGACACACCUAACAAAGUUUAUACACAAGAAGCACAUAUUAUUCAAGGCAAACGUGUUGAUACGAAAUCUGCGCACCGUCGUGAUCAAGCAUUGGCGCGUAAAGUCUUUGUUGGCGGUUUAGAUCCUGAAGUAACUGAUACCGAAUUACGAGAAUAUUUUUCUCAAUUCGGAAAGAUCGCUCAAAUAGAAGCUCCCAUUGAUAAAAUCAAACAAAAGCGUCGUCCAUUUUGUUUCAUACUUUUCGAAAAUGAACAAAGUGCCGAAGAAGUCCUCAAGCAACCUCGACAUACAUUGAAGGGGAAAUCGAUCGAUUGUAAACAUGCCAAUCCAAAAAGUUUGGAAAAUAAUCAACAAACUAAUAACAUGAUGCAACAACAACAAGCAUUAGCGCAUUACAAUAUGCCAGGUUUAAAUCAAAAUCUAUUUCAAUACCAACCACAGCAACGUUCACAGCAACAAUUGCAAUAUCAACAAGUAGCAUUAGCUGCUCAGCAGCAACAUUAUCCAUUUUAUAAUCAACAAACGAACCAACAAGGUCAAAAUCGUUCACAAUCCAAUCGACAACAACUACAGACGAAUAAUCAACCAUGGUCACCAAUGAGUCCUGCUCAAUGGCAAAAUCCUAACUAUGCUGAUCCUCGUUCCUACGGUUCGUAUGGUCCAUCAUCAGCAUCAGCUUCUAAUGCAACUUGGCAAGUUGGUCCACAUCCACAAGGUAAUUCUUAUGGUCAAGGACGAUCUCAAUCGGGUAAUUCAAGCAAUAACCAAACUGCAAAUUCGAAUUCUGCCCAAUAUUCCUACCCGACAUGGAAUUUCAAUCAAGCACAAAACUCUCAAGGUCCAACGAACCAAUACAAUUACGGUGCGGACACAUCAACUGCUCCACCUAACGCAUUUGCAUACCAAGCGCCAACUGGCUACGAUCAUUUCUCGUCCGAGACGGCAGCUCCGCCCAAUUACAAUCGCCAAUAG